AUGGACGCGCUGGACCUGCUGACCGGCAGCUUCCGCGCCGAGCCCGUGGUGGAGCCUGUGGCGCGCGUGGAGGCCGAGGCCGCGGCCGCGCAGGAGGAGAAGCGCGAGGACAACCCGAGCAGCAGCAGCUCCAGCUCCAGCGCCAGCAGCUCCGAGGACGAGGCCGACGAGGACAUGGACUUCCCCGCGACGCAGCUGCUGGCGCCGCUGGAGCCCGCGGACGAGGAGAUAAAGGAGUCCGAGCUGGAGCAGGCGCCGCAGCCGCCCAUGAGCCCCGCGGGCCUCAAGUCGCCCGUCAAGCCGCGCAGCUCGCCCCUCAAGGCCCGUUCGUCGCCCGCCAAGGCCCGCGCGUCGCCCGUCAAGCCGCGCACGUCGCCUGCCAAGGUGCGCUCGUCGCCCGCUAAGAUCCGGUCGCCGGCCAAGCCGCGCGCGUCGCCCGUGAAGGCGCGUUCGCCCGCCAAGCCGCGUUCCUCCCCGCUGAAGGCCCGCUCGCCUGCCAAGCCCCGUUCGCCGCCCGUGAAGGCCCCGCGGCCUCCUGUGGUGCCGGCGCCGCUUGUCGACCGGCUGGCGGAGCCGGAGACGGACGCGCAAGACGACACACCUGAGGAGUUCCGGGCCAAGGGCGCGGAGGGAAAAUUCACCAAGGUGUUCUCUGUGGUGGCCAAGCUGGUGGAGUCCGGCGGGUGGCAGAUCGCCCAGGGCCACAACACACUGUUCUGCGCCAUGCCAGGCGUGCAGUUCUUCAACUUCAAGCCCAACAUCAACGUCUUCGACUCCAAGAUCAAGGCGUGCUGGAAGUUCAUCCAGAUCACCGGUGAGAAGAAGGAGGACAACGAGGACCAGGAGCUCUGGGACCUGCUCUGGCCCAUUGCCCAGAAGGACUUUGGGUGGUUCACCAUGUCGUGCGGCCCGGAGACGUGGUACGUCAAGCCCGACACAAAGUUCGAGAGCUUCCUGCCGAACGAGACGAUCUUCCAGACCAAGAAGCGCGCUGUGCUGAAAUGUCUGGCGGUCGAGGUCGGCGACAUUGAGCUGGGCGACUCGGCUGAGGGACACCAGGUUAUCGCCUUCGCGCCGCGUGCGGUGCAACCUCCUCCGGCUGCUGCCCCAGCUCUGAAGAAGGUAAAGACGUCCUUGUUCAAAACUCCGUCGCCUGCGGUGAAGACUGUGAAGCGCACUGCCUCGAAUUCAAGCCUGGGCUCGAGAUUCGUUACGCCUACUCAGCGUCUGUCGCCCGGUACGACAACCACCACCGUGAAGCGCAAGCUCACGUCGUCUGCGGCAAAGUUGUCAAAGAGCGCAUCGUCCAAGAAGGCGAAGGGAGGCAAAGCCGGCGCGAAGAAGCCAGCGACGAAGAGGAAGAAGAAGGUUGUGUCGGACACGGCCUCGGACGUCAGCAAGGCGGACGAAUUCAACUUCAAUCCGCCCGAGUUCAGAUGCUCCUUCGGAAUCGUGUACGCGAAGCUGCAGGAUGAAGGCUGGUACCACAAGAACGGAACGUUCGAAUACGAUUACUUCGCGCCCACGUUCACGGAAGCGACCAAGGAGGUUGAUGUCAACUACUUCCAGUCCCAGGCGAGUUUCGAGAACUUCCUUAAGGUGAGCGGCACAUGGCAGCGCAUUGAGGAUGAGCUCCGCGAAGAGCACGAGCAAGUGGUGAACGAAGAGCGUGAAAAGGCUCUGGAACGACACCACCAGCGGCUGGAGCAGCAAGCAGCGAGAAAGAGAAACUUGGCGAUGUACGGCGCUCCAGUUCAGGAACAAGCUCCAGCUGCUGCCACGAAGCCCAAGGCGAAGCCGAAGAAGGCCAAGAAGGUCACUCCCAAAAGGGCUGCAACUCCUCCUCCUGCUCAGAGCCUGUACCAGGCUGAGGUUGAGGCGGCCAGGGCUGCUCAGGCUGCUGAAGCUGAGGAGAGGAUGGCUAGAAUGCCCAAGGUCAAAUUUGGUACAAUUUUGAAGAAGCUGAUCAGCCGCGGCUGGUAUUACCGACCUGGCCGGUUCGAGUACGACUACUUCAAGCCCAGCGCCAACCCGAAGACAGCAGUGUCGGGAGAGGACCGCUUCGAAAGCACGUCGGCGUUGGAAAUCUACCUGAAGACGACAGGUUUGUGGGAAGAGAUUGUCGAGGAGAUUGAGCGGGACGAGCUCGACAAGAUCGCUGCUACGCACCCUGCUAUCGUGAAUCACAGUCACUCAGAGCCGCCGUUGAAGCGCACAAAGUUGGAAUCGCCCCCGCCUGAGUCAGCGCAGUCUCCGAAGAGGGCAGUAAACGGCGGUGUCCAGAAGGAGGAGGUGAAGGAGAUCACCAACGACAUUUGGGCCAACUCGCACGAGUUCGACUUCAACGAGUAA
Messenger RNA from Phytophthora sojae, 2352 nucleotides. RefSeq lists its product as hypothetical. The transcript is spliced from 2 exons. NCBI's taxonomy places the organism in Eukaryota, Oomycota, Peronosporomycetes, Peronosporales, Peronosporaceae. Bases 1 to 2352 code for a protein of 783 amino acids. The record is from RefSeq and is a predicted model, not a curated record.